GUGAUCUCAUCCACCACAGGGUUUGGUCGACACCCACACAGUUCUUUCCGAGCAGAGGACACACUAUUACCUUGAGGCUAAACUGUCUUCUGACGACCAUCCCCUGAUCCUAUCUGCAAACGUCACCCAAGAGCUGGGUAGGAAGACCAGCAUUUCUGCCACACUGAAGAACUUACUAAGUGAAGUGGCGUCCCUGUCAGUUGCUGUGGAGCGACGGUGGGACAGCAGCACCACGCAGUACUCCCUGGAGGCUGAGCUCCUCUUCCCUGGAGUGGUUGGAUGUAGGCUGCUGGGGCUGAUGGAGUCAAAGGGGGGAUCAUGGCACUCUGGGCUCAGACUGAAAUACAGUGUGGGAGCUGACGCCAGGCUUCUGCACCAGGAAUGCUACACGUCGCAGAAACUGAAAAGCGAAAGAGAUGCAAACCUCACAUACAUCAUGAGGGCUGAUCAUGAAUUCCACUGCACCAAUACUGAUCCCCUUAACCACCAGAUCCACUUCAGGCAUGAAGAAGGAUCCAGCCACCUUUAUACAGUCCUGGAUGUAAGCUAUGGCAAAAACUGGGAUGAUAGGAACAACAAACACAUAUUCUUCCUGAACCAGUCCUUCAAGAACCAGUCCAGUCCAAACCACACCAGUUACAUGGUGGAAUUCAAUCUACAAGUACCGGAAAAAAAUCUCAUUUGUAGAAUUCAACUUCUGCACUCUCACCUAAUGCAGCUUGGUUCUGAAAGUAGGACGCAUUUAAAAAUCAAUUACAACAACCAGAUACCACUAGUAGCUGAAUUACACUGGAAACAUUUAACUAAAGGUUUUCAGCAGACGAAAUGGGAAGCCAUCUUUAACAUGGAUACUCCCUGGGUGUACGUCUAUACCUCCCAUAAGCUGAGCCAGGUUCGCCGCCACACCCUGCAGCUCACAUCAGAGCUGAUGGCCAGCAAGUGGCUGAGCAUCCGUAACCUUAAAAUGAAGGGCUUUUACAGGUGCAGGAACAAAGACAAGGAGGUCAGACUUCUGCUCUACACACCAGCCACCACCUACCUUCAAGUAGGGGUGCAGAGUGCUGUGAGGAAGUGGCCUGUUGAGGCUUCUGUCUCCCUCAGCUCACUGUGGACUCUUCCCCUGAGAGGAAACAUCUCUCUGGAAAUGUCUAAAUUCAUCCGCGCUCUGCACAUUAGUGCUUCUUACGGCAAGCAAAACAUCAGCUUUGCUGCUGCUCUGGACUCUGUUAAUAAGAAGUUGAGAAAAAGACAGAUGACAUUGAGUAUGAGCUCAUCAAAACCAAGGAGUCCAACCACUGAAGUGGCAUUGAAGGUGUCAGUAGAGGAAAUAAGGAGGGACCAAAAGAUGUAUCAGAAGACUGCAGUGCUUCAGCUGAGGCAGCCUUUCCAGUCCUUCCCCCAGGACCUCCUUCUGCAAAACACCUUUACUGCUGACCUCCACAAAGACCACUAUAUCCUGGAGACUAAAGCUACUUUCAAUAAUACAGACAUUCUCCACACCCUGACUCUGGAAUACAAACCCUCAAACCUUUCUCUUUGCUCUGGACUGUUCCAUCCAUUCAGUCCAGACAUAAUUCCAUCAAACUCUACAGUCUGCAUUGCUAUCUCCAGCAACCAGACCCACAAAGACAUAAGUGGAAUUUUUCAAGUGAAAAAUAAGGAAAGACUGACUUUCUCUGGGGAAUUUCAGGAGAAACAUUUGCCUUUAAAUUAUCAAGCGCUUAAAGUUAAAGCAACUUUCACUCAGCAGCUUGAGCUGCAGCUGCCUUCAUCUGCUCUAAUGGAAGGAGACAUGUGUUGGGGCAUAAAAGACAAUGAUGAGUUUGACUAUCGAACCAGAGGACGUCUGAGAGUAGAACGACAGGAAUGCCAGCUCUUUGUGCAGAUAAAUGGGACAUCAGAUAGAGUUGACCUGCAUUCUUCUCUUAGUCAUCCCUUCAAGUCAAAGAUUCCAAAAGCUCUGCAGGUUAAGGCCUCUGCAGACAUUUCUGUACCUGGCAAAAUGAACAGCUCAGUUCAUAUGAGUGUUAAUGGAAAAGACAGAGUGAUUCUGGACUGCCUCAUGUCCCACUCAGUUCUAGAAGGAACCAGAAAUGCAGGACUUGAGCUCAACUUCACCCAGAGCGUAUUGCCAAUGGUCACCAACCUGUUUGCAAACAUAUCUGCCAAUCUGUCACUAGAAAGCAUCUUUCUGUGUGGCUCCUUUUCUUAUGGACCUAGGACUCUGCUGGCCCAAGUCAAAAGGUCUCUAAAAACAUCCAGAAGUCUGAGGCUGUCUCUGUCAGCAGACUUGAGGCACUCCAUGCCCAGCCGUAGCAUUCUGCCUACCAACCUGGAUGGAGCUGUAGGGCAAUCUCACUCCUUUACUGAAGGUGUGUCUGUCAGCAGCAGUGCCCUGCUGGAGUGGACCCUUGAUGUUGAUCGGUUAUUAGUCCUGGCAGAAUUGCAAGCAGGACCUGAACAUUUAAAAAUACAGUUUCUCAGAACCAGGACAGAUCACGUCACCCCUCGAUGGCAUUUCUCCUUUAAGUUGCUCCAACACGUCAAGGCUCUGCUUCAAAGAGGCUUGAUGAGCUCCUUUCAAGCGGACGCACAUUUCCAGUUUGCGGCACAGCAGCUGGACACAGGCUUGGUCCUUCUCAUGGAAAAUGAGAGAACAGCGAACAUCCUUUUUAAAGUUGAAGCAAAAAACAAAACAAUCAUUUGGGUGGUGUCUCUAUGGCAACAGAUGAAGCUGCUCCAGGGACUCAUCCCAACUUCUUCACAGCUGAACUGCUCAGGAGACACCACAGAGAAAAGACUGUCAACUCAAUGCUUUGGAAGUGUGGAAGGGCACCAUGUGGAGGCUCAGUUCUCCGUCCAGGGAAGCUUGCCUGAGGUUCAGUCCAGAGCUCGGCUGAGUGUUGCCGGACUUGAGGUGCUCACAUCUGGACUUAAUGUGAGCAGAGCUGAAGGAUACCUGGCUGCUCUCCUCUUCUAUUCUCCAUCGGCUUUCAAUGGGACAAAAACACAACAUAAAGUGGGUACAGUCCUCACUUCUCAGUUUGAAGGCCCUUUGAAAAGUGCUUCAAUAGAUGUAACCAGUCCAGACUGGAGGUUACAGAUGACUGGGGACAUCGGAGGAUGGGGAUUACAUGCAGGCAUUCAGGAAGCCAGAUUUACUCUGAGACAUUCUGUUCAUGGAGAGAAUAGCCCCUCCUUGCAGGUGGAGGCAUGGGGAAAAGUGACCGAGUCACAAGUAAGGUGCUCCAUGGUGGUAAACCCUGAACUAAGCUCCUCACUGGCAUUUGUAAUCCAGGGACACCGUGUACCUCAUAGUCAGGAGCUGGUGAUUAAGGUGGUCAACAAAGUCCCCAAAGUCAUGGCCUACCUGCCCUGUCGGUUCAGCUUCCGGUCCCAGCUGAACCAGACUCAGUCCAGCACAGAGGCUUUGCUGGAGGUUUCAACAGGCCGGAGGAGGCUGUGGGCUCUGGGGGAGCUGGAGGUCAUCAGAGGUGGUUUCAGACAGACUGUAGAGGUGAAACAUUCGUGUCCACAGCUGAAGCCACUUCCCAGGACCAUCACAUUUCAGACGUUGUAUAAAACAAAGGACUGGAACUACCAUCUUCAGCAAGCAGCUGUGUGGGGAAAACAAGAGUUCAGCUUGUUUGGCUUGUAUGCUGCUCCUCCAGAAUCCAAGCUGGAGAACCAGACCCUGGAAGUGCAUAUCAGAGGCCUUUCCCUGUUGACCAACCUGGAUGUGAAAAUGGAGCGCUCCUUACAUGGAAGGUUAGACAGCGUUUUACUGGGCUGGAUGAGGCGAGGACAGCUAAAGCAGGUCAGAGCUCUCAGAACCUGGAGUCACUCUGAGGAGAGAAACGAGACCAAGGUGGAGCUCGAACAGCCCUUCUCCCCCGCGCCGGGUCAACUGUCCCUGCAAAGUCUUUCCUGCAGCUCACAGAGAGAACAGCACAGCAGCCACCAGACCCAUCUGUCGUGGGAAGGAGUUGUCCCUCUCAACGUUUCUCUCAGCCUUGAUAAACAGUGGGGGGCCGACACCAGCAGGGGGCAGGUGUGUGCAGGGAUGUCAGCACAAAAGAUGUCCACCGUGAAAGGCUGCGUAACUCUAAGCCAGGAGGGAAACUCGUACUCACAGAAUGUAGAGCUGAAAUGGGACAAUAAGAGUGUGAUGCAAAGUGCAACGUACCAGAAAGACCUGCAGGGCGUCCACAGCCUUCAGGUCCAUGUGGAUCUGGACAGAGUGCUUCUUGGUUCAUGUCCUUCACAAACUUUUACGGUCAAAGUUCAAACUAACCUGGAGGAUCAUUUGGAGCACACAGUGCUGCUGGGCUGGUGCCCCCCUCAGCCUGUUUUGUCAUGGUCGGGAUCUCACGGAAUAACCUCAGGGGUUGGUCGCCCGUACCAAAGCAGCUUCACCUUCGCCCUUUUCAACUCCUCCAGUGUUUUAGGGGCCGACGUGCCACGGUUCACUGAGAUGGGUAAUUGGAGCCUCAGGUGGGAGGGCGGUGUUCUGUCUCAGCCUCUUGGGUCAGGCCUCCAGAUUCAGGUCGUUCUGGAUCACAGAGAGAAGAUUUGGCUGAACUGGACUCUUGAGGGGCAGUGUCUUCAGACCUCCGCUGGCUAUAUGAGUGGUCCAGGCCUCAGCGAGGAUCUCACCAUAUCCAUGUGUGUGGAAGCACAACGCAGUUUGAUCAUAAACGUCAAGACACAAGAUGACACAUCUGAACCUCUGGGACACUUGUUUCUGGGAGAAGCGGACAGGAAGCUUGUCCUAAGAAUGAGUGGCAGUAUGGACAGUUUAAGGGCUGCAGAGGUAACUACAGAACAGCUGCAAUUUGAUCUAGCUGUUUUUAACAGUUUGCUUUGUUUCUCUAACCAGGAGCGUCUCCAUUAUGGGAGCUCACACAUCCGCCAGAAGCUCAGAGAGCAAAUAAAGACAUUACAGCAUCUCCUUGCUGAAUUCAAAACACAGUUCAGAGACAGUGAGCUGCUGCAGGAGUUGAGCUCUAGACCUCUUCAGAUUUCCCAGCGUGCCACCGUUCUGCUGGAACAAGGAAGUGGGGGUUUGCUGGCUUUGUGGCACAGAAGCUCCCUACGCCACUCCCUGACUGACACCAUCCCCCGCCUCAUCAAUCUGCUGCAGCAUUUCUUUUUGCUGGGACAGCAGGAACUGAAAAGGCCACUGGCAACGCUGGCAGGUGUGUACCAUGAUGUGAAGGGCCAACGAUUGGAGGAGAUGUGGAGUGAAGCAGUACUGAGUUGGAUUAACAAGAUGGAGGAUCUCCUGGCAGUUCUGCGGGAAAACCACCAACCGAGAGCAUUUUCACCUGCUGGAGUCGCUCUGAUCAGAGCUGUGUUGGAUGUGGCGGGCCAAAAUACCUACAGUUGGAUUGAAAACAGGCUUGCCACGGCUCUGUCUGGAGUCAGGAAACAACUCGCUUCUUUGUAUAAAGUCUCCCCCAGAGAAUGUGCAGUGACUGUUGCCAUGCCGAUACCACAUCUUGCCUCAUCCAAGCUGUCUGAGUCGGGGCCUAUAAGGAUUCUUCUGGAAGAGUGGCUCCUUAGGCCCCUGCAGGCCUUCUCCUCGAUGAGACCCACUGCUGUACUUUAUCGCCUCAAAAGAAAAAUUAUGGAAAGCCCUUUCAUACACCAAGCCCUGCUGGUGGCAAACCAGUUUGUGGUGACUUUUGACGGUCAUGUGUUUGAGCUGCCUGGCUCGUGCCUCUUGCUCCUCGCCCAGGAUUCCCGCCUUAUCCAUCCAUCAUUCACACUGCUGAUCAGUGCAGAUCCAGAGAGUCUUCUCCUUAUACACACGAACAACCACACCAUCCACAUUCACCGCAAUGGCCAGGUGAAGGUGGACUGCAGUAAAUCCGUGACACGCAGCUUCUACAGUGAUGAUGGACUGACUGUGAUGAGAGGCUCAAACACCAUACAGGUGUCCAGUCAGAAUGGAGCAUCAGUUUCCUGUGAUGUGGGCCUUGAAGUGUGCAGCUUCACUCUGGAUGGGCGGUUACAUGGUGCAUCCACUGGUUUGUUUGGAACCAACGAUAAUGAGGCAGGCAACGAUUUUCCAUUGCGUAACGGAUCACAAGCUAAAUCAAUGGAGGACUUCUUUCACAGUUGGGAGUUGAGGCCAAAAUGUGGCAAAGCUCCAAAGAUUUCUGCAGUGCUGACCAGCCCCGUGAGCUGUGACUCUCUGUUCUCUUCUCCAUCUUCACCACUGAGUGCCUGUUUUAGAGUGGUGAAUCCUGGUCCGUUCUUGCUGGUGUGUGAGUCUGGGUCUUUCGAAGCCCCCUGCAGAUUAGCAUCUGCUUUUGUUCAUCUCUGCAAGCGUAACUACAUACCACUGGAGGUCCCAUUUCAGUGCAUCAAAACGUGAAAGAAGAACAAACAAAUGACGAGAGACAACCUACAUAACUGCUUGAUAAAAUAUACCUCAUAGAUCUCGCUUUUACUAGUUGCUUAUUAGAAAUUCAACAGGUGAAUCAUUUUUCUGUUGAAUUCAGCUGUAACAAUGUGGUUAUAAGCAAAAGUGUGUCCACUGAACUUGGAUCAAAAACACUCAAAGAGAAAUAAUGUUAUCACCAGUAUUGAAAUGAUUUACACUGUACAGAAAAAUACACUUUCUUAUUCAGUGUUGUAUCUUUCUGGGUUGUGAAAUACACAAAACUGCUGGAAUUUUUGAAUGUCAAGUCCGUCUUUCCUGUAAAGUUUCUAUCAAACUAUUAUCAUUAAAGUUCAGAUGAGCAAGUGUGA
Molecule: messenger RNA, 6759 nt
Organism: Oryzias melastigma (Indian medaka)
Lineage: Eukaryota; Metazoa; Chordata; Actinopteri; Beloniformes; Adrianichthyidae
Exons: 42
Coding region: 299-6382 (2027 amino acids)
Source: RefSeq, a predicted model, not a curated record